This is a messenger RNA of Saccharomyces mikatae IFO 1815, 1992 nucleotides long. RefSeq names its product Emp70p (gene EMP70). Gene Ontology annotation, biological process: vacuolar transport; protein localization to membrane. The record is from RefSeq and is a predicted model, not a curated record. Gene Ontology annotation, cellular component: endosome; fungal-type vacuole membrane. Bases 1 to 1992 code for a protein of 663 amino acids. The transcript has a single exon. Lineage: Eukaryota; Fungi; Ascomycota; Saccharomycetes; Saccharomycetales; Saccharomycetaceae.
AUGGCAUACCUACAGCUUUUGUUGCUCUAUUUUUUAGUGUCAACAGCUAAAGCAUUCUAUUUGCCAGGUGUAGCGCCUACUACUUACAAGGAAAACGAUGAAAUUCCAUUGCUUGUUAAUCAUUUAACUCCAUCAAUGUAUUAUCAACACAAAGAUGAAGAAGGUAAUAAUGUCUCAGGAGAUAAAGAGAACUUUUUGUAUUCCUACGACUAUUACAACAGUAGAUUUCAUUUUUGCAAACCCGAAAAAGUCGAGAAGCAACCUGAAUCCUUGGGUUCCAUUAUAUUCGGUGAUCGAAUUUAUAAUUCCCCGUUCCAAUUGAAAAUGCUAGAAGAAAAGGAGUGUGUCUCCUUGUGUAAAAAAACUAUCCCCGGCAAUGACGCUAAAUUUAUAAAUAAAUUGAUCAAAAAUGGCUUUUUCCAAAACUGGCUAAUUGAUGGAUUACCGGCUGCUAGAAAUGUUUCUGACAAAAGAACUAAGACAAGCUUUUAUGGAGCUGGCUUCGAACUUGGAUUCGUAGAAGUUACCCAGGGAACCGCUAGCGAGGCUACUCCAAAUACUGCUGAAACUACUAAUCAAGGCGUUGAGUUGGACACACGUGAUGGCCACAAUAUGGUGCAAACUUACGAGCAUCCUUACUUCACUAAUCAUUACGAUAUUAGAAUUGAAUAUCACGACCGCGGUGAAGGUAACUAUCGCGUAGUUGGUGUGAUUGUCAAUCCAGUAUCCAUAAAACGUUCUGAUCCAGAAACCUGUGAAACAGAUGGCAGCCCUUUAAUGUUGGAUGAAGAAAAUGAUAACGAAGUUUAUUUCACUUAUUCCGUCAAAUUUGUUGAAUCAGAAACUUCUUGGGCCACCAGAUGGGAUAAGUAUUUACACGUCUAUGACCCUUCCAUUCAAUGGUUCUCUUUGAUCAACUUCUCUUUAGUUGUUGUCUUGUUAUCGUCUGUUGUCAUCCAUUCGCUAUUGCGGGCACUGAAAAGUGAUUUUGCACGUUACAAUGAAUUGAACCUGGACGAUGAUUUCCAAGAGGAUUCAGGUUGGAAAUUGAGUCAUGGUGAUGUUUUCCGUGCACCAAGUAGAUCACUAACCCUUUCCAUUUUGGUUGGUUCUGGAGUUCAAUUGUUUUUCAUGGUUACUUGUAGCAUUUUCUUUGCUGCCUUAGGUUUCUUAUCACCUAGUUCUAGAGGUUCGUUGGCCACCGUUAUGUUUAUGCUAUAUGCAUUAUUCGGGUUUGUCGGCUCUUAUACAUCCAUGGGUAUUUACAAAUUUUUCGAUGGACCUUACUGGAAAGCAAACUUGAUAUUGACCCCACUUUUAGUUCCAGGUACUAUUUUGAUCAUAAUUAUCGCAUUGAAUUUCUUUCUGAUGUUUGUUCAUUCUUCCGGCGUCAUACCAGCAAGCACUUUGUUCUUUAUGGUGUUUUUAUGGUUUUUGUUCUCUAUUCCAUUAUCGUUUGCUGGCUCAUUGGUUGCUAGAAAAAAAUGUCAUUGGGAUGAACAUCCAACCAAGACAAACCAAAUUGCAAGACAAAUUCCCUUCCAACCUUGGUAUUUGAAGACAGUGCCAGCUACUUUGAUUGCUGGUGUCUUUCCAUUUGGCUCCAUUGCCGUUGAAUUGUAUUUCAUAUACACAAGUCUAUGGUUCAAUAAGAUCUUCUACAUGUUCGGAUUUUUAUUUUUCUCUUUCCUACUUCUAACUUUGACAACCUCACUGGUUACCAUUUUGAUCACUUAUCAUUCGUUAUGUCUCGAAAACUGGAAGUGGCAAUGGAGAGGAUUCAUUGUUGGAGGUGCCGGUUGUGCUUUGUAUGUGUUUAUUCAUUCCAUUUUAUUCACUAAAUUCAAGCUGGGUGGGUUCACAACUAUUGUUUUGUAUGUGGGGUACUCUUCGGUUAUUUCACUACUGUGUUGUUUGGUAACUGGUUCGAUUGGUUUCAUUAGCAGUAUGUUCUUCAUUAGAAAAAUUUACUCAUCUAUUAAAGUAGACUGA